CGCACCGGCCUCCCGGAGAGCGAGCCCCGGCCGCCGCGACCUCCAGCCGCGCUAACCGCCGACCAACCGCCAGCGAGGCGCCCGAGGGAGAGCGGAGGAGGCGGCAUGAGCGAGGCGGGCGAGGCCACCACCACCACUACCACCCUCCCGCAGGCUCCGGCGGAGGCGGCCGCCGCGGCCCCCCAGGACCCCGCGCCCAAGAGCCCGGCGGGCGGCGGCGGCGGCGGCGCGCCCCAGGCCCCGGCGCCCGCCGCCCUGGUCGCAGGCAACCUCGGCGUGGACGCGGCCCCCGCGGCCCCGGGCACUGCGGCCCCCGCCUCUUCGGCCGCAGCGGGCAGUGAAGACGCGGAGAAGAAAGUUCUCGCCACCAAAGUCCUUGGCACUGUCAAAUGGUUCAACGUCAGAAAUGGAUAUGGAUUUAUAAAUCGAAAUGAUACCAAAGAAGAUGUAUUCGUACAUCAGACUGCCAUCAAGAAGAAUAACCCACGGAAAUAUCUGCGCAGUGUAGGAGAUGGAGAAACUGUGGAGUUUGAUGUGGUUGAAGGAGAGAAGGGUGCAGAAGCAGCCAACGUGACUGGCCCGGACGGCGUUCCUGUGGAAGGGAGCCGAUAUGCUGCAGAUCGGCGCCGCUACAGACGCGGCUACUACGGCAGACGCCGUGGACCGCCCCGUAAUUGCGCUGGGGAGGAGGAGGAAGGGAGCGGCAGCGAAGGAUUUGGCGCCUCCGCCGCUGACGGGCAGCUCGCUGGGGCCCUGAGUCAGCGGCGCCGCCCCCAGUACCGCCCCCAGUACCGCCCCCAGUACCCGCGGCGCUUCCCGCCUUACCACGUGGGACAGACCUCUGACCGCCGCUCCCGGGUCUUUCCCCAACCCAACGGAACGCAGGCGGGUGAGAUUGGAGAGAUGAAGGAUGGAGUCCCAGAGGGAGCACAACUUCAGGGACCAGUUCAUCGAAAUCCGACUUAUCGCGCAAGGUACCGUAGGGGCCCUCCUCGCCCACGACCUGCCCCAGAGGUUGGAGAGGCUGAAGAUAAAGAGAAUCAACAAGCAGCCAAUGGUCCAAACCAGCCACCUGCUCGCCGUGGAUACCGGCGCCCCUAUAACUAUCGGCGUCGCCCCCGUCCUCCUAUUGCUCCUGCACAAGAUGGCAAAGAGACCAAGGCAGGUGAAGCACCAUCUGAGAACCCUGCUCCAGCCCCCGAGCAGAGCAGUGUCGAGUAA
Messenger RNA from Lipotes vexillifer (Yangtze River dolphin), 1221 nucleotides. It is a transcript of the gene YBX3, whose product is annotated as Y-box binding protein 3. The record is from RefSeq and is a predicted model, not a curated record. The transcript has 9 exons. The coding region runs from base 106 to 1221 and encodes 371 amino acids. Gene Ontology annotation, molecular function: nucleic acid binding. Lineage: Eukaryota; Metazoa; Chordata; Mammalia; Artiodactyla; Lipotidae.